AAAAUUCAAAAAUCACCAACUGCCUCUGUCUUUCCCGGAAAAAUGAUGUUUGAUGAUCCGCAAGAACCGGAUAUCUCCUUCGCCGCCGAUCAUUAUCCCGAUCAAGAACAGGAGAAUAUCCAAUGCUCUCAAGGCCACCGCACCACCUUAUCCAUUCGCACCCAACAAGGCGGCUCCAUCUGCCUCCUCUGCCUCUCUAACCUCAUCUCCAACCCACGCGCUCCCACUCUCCAUGUCUCCUACGUUCUCUCCCAACUCUCCGACGCCCUUUCUCAACCCCUUUUCCUCACCUCCCUCCUUUCCUUCCACCCUCACUUCCUCAUCUCCCCUCUCCUCCACGCGCUCUCUUCCUUCGACGAUGAUCCCAUCGCUCAACAACUCAUUGAUAUAAUCUCCGCUUUUUGCGCUUCUGCUAGUGAUUCUGUCACCGCAGAUUUCAUUGCGCAAGUUGCCGAAAAACUCUCUUCUGGCGCGUUAGCGUGGAGUCGAAGGCAGCUUUAUAUGCUGCAUUGCUUAGGAAUUCUUUUGAACUGCCGAAUAAAUGAUCCUUGUAUGCACAUCAGAGAGAAAGAAGCUCUAGUAUCCAAUUUGGUAGCUGGUCUUCAAUUGCCAAGCGAUGAAAUCCGAGGAGAGAUUCUUUUUGUUCUGUAUAAACUAUCUAUUCAAGGAUAUGCAUCUAGAGAUGGUUUAGGAGCAAAUGUUCUUCAGGCCUUUUGUCCUAGUCUGUUGCGUUUGUCAAUGGAGGCACUUCUGAAAACCCAAAGAGAUGAUGUACGAUUGAAUGGAGUAGCUUUUCUAAUGCUCUUGGCACAAAUUGGAUUGUUUGGAUAUGGACAUGGAAAUGAUAUAAACAGCUUGAGUUCUGAUGAAGCAGACCACUUAAUGCAAACGAUAGAAGAUGGACUAGAUGAAUCCCCAUUAAGCGUAUUGUUUGCUGAGGCCAUCAAAGGCCCACUUCUUUCAUCUGACAGCCAAGUGCAAAUCAGCACAUUGGAUCUGAUUUUUCACUACUUGACGUGUGGAGAUGCUUUCUCCAAACAGAUUCAGAUUUUGAUAGAAGAAAAUAUUGUGGAUUAUGUGUUUGAGAUAUUAAGAUUGUCAGAAUGCAAGGAUCCCCUUGUCUACUCUUGUGUUAGGGUUCUUAAUCUCUUUCCCUGUACUGAGCAGUCUUUCAGACAAAGGCUUAUUAUUGGUUUCCAAACUCUGAUUCCGGUGCUUCGUUAUGUGGCUGAAGUUCCUUUCCAUCCUGCUCAAACAUUCACACUUAUGCUUAUACAAAACUGUGUUUCUGAUUGCCCUGGAAUAGCAUCAACCUCUAAUAUUGAAGAAUUAGCUCUUAUUUUGUCAAGGAUGCUUGAAAGGCAUAGAGAUGGGGAAAUUGGCAUGAUUCCAGAGACUUUCCUAUUGGUUUGUUCAAUCUUUGUAGCUCUUUUAAAAUUCCCUUCUUCUCAAGGGGCUUCAAAUCUUGCAGCAUUACUUCAAGAAUCAUUGAAACAUGCUGUUUUAGCUUGUCUGACUAUCUCUGAGAAAGAUCCAGGUCAACUCUUACAUUGUUUAUACCUUCUUAAAGAAGCAUAUUCAUACAGUCACGAAGCGUGCUCUGCAAACACAUCUAGCAACUUGGAACUGCGAACUUGUAUUGUGGACAUAUGUACCUCACAUAUAUUACCUUGGUUUUCCAUGGCUGUUAACGAACUUGAUGAGGAAACUGUCAUGGGGGUAUUCGAAACAUUCCAUUUUAUACUGAUUCAGAAUCCUGAUGUCCAAGCAACAGAACUAGCAAAAGUCCUACUUUCAUCCUCUUGGUUCUGUUUUUCAUUUGGAUGUCUCGGACUAUUUCCUGCUGAAAAGAUGAAAUGGAGAGUAUAUCUAAUGCUCAGUUCACUUGUGGAAGUUCUUUUGGGAAAUCAAGCUGGACAACCAAUUAGAGAUGCUGUUUUUUCUCUUCCAUCUGAUCCUAUUGAUUUGCUGUUUCUGCUUGGGCAGAAGAACUCCCAUGAUUUAGAUUUGUCUUCUUGCCAAGCUGCAGUUUUGUUGCUUUUGCAUUUCAGUUGCCUGCAUGAUGACUGGCUUGCAGAUGAGAGAUCGGUUUUAGCUUCUCUGGAGCAAUAUAUUCUUGUUAACAGUGGAGAUUUCCUCUCCGGGAGCAUUGAUUCCUUGACAAUGAUGCAAGUGUUGAAUCUUUACGGCCUAUGUAGAGGUCUUGCUAAGGCAAGCAAUCAAGUUUCUCACAGCCUGGAAGCUGAGAGGAUCUUGUUCCAUAUGCUGUGUCGAAGUGAAUGGGAUUUGCCUUCUGCAGUGAUUCAUCCAGUUGCAGUGACAUGGUUGUUCCAACAGGAGAAAAUCAGCAAACCAUUAUCAUGCCAACUUCUAAAAUUCUGCAGAAGAGAUUGCUCAGAUGGAAACAGAAUCCUCAUCCAUAGGGACAAUAAUCACACUAUAGAUGUAAGAGUAAUUGCAGACUUGGUAGCUAGGAGAGAUAACCAUGCUGCAAAGCUUUUGAUGUGUUUAUUGGUAGAGCUUGCUGAGGAAGGAGCCCAAAAUCAAGACAUUAUAGCAGUAGUAAAUCUUAUAUUAACAGUCAUUAACAUCUUUCCAACUGCCUCGGACCAACUAUGCUUGCAUGGAAUAGGCAAUGCAAUAUUAAUGGUAGUUUAUUACAAUUCAAGUCAUUCUUCUUCCUCAGAGUUACUUCUGGCCACCUUACUUCUGCUAUUUAACAUUCUAAGUACAGUGCACCAUGAAACACUUUCUGAUGGCGAAUCUUGGCUUGCAUUGUCUACAAAGUUGAUAGACUGCUUAAUUCCUGCAGUUAGAAAGUAUGGCUGGAAUCAUGAAGGUCUACUUUUAGUGGGAAUUCUCUCCUUGAUUUUGCAUAAUUCUUCUAGCCAUGCACUCAUUGAGGCUUCGAAAAGUAUAAUUUUCAAUGCUUCCUUGAUCUCUACCAUCAACAGCACAGUCCAGGUAGUCUCUUCAAAGGGACCUGCUCUAAUAGAGCAUGAUGAGGGAACAAGCUCUGGCGAAAACCUAAUAUUUUUACUUUUGUUAUACUACUUCACCUUAAGAUGCUUCCAUGCCGUUUUACCAGAGGUUCCAGACUGGGAAACUUUCCUCAAGUCGCCCGAUAUGGCACAACCAGUUUCCAUAAUCAAUAUUCACUUCCAUGAUUUGUGCAGGAUGAUACAUUUUGGGUCUCCAAUGGUCAAGCUUGUUGCUUCAUCUUGCCUGUUGGAGUUUCUUUCAGGAAUAUCAUAUCAGAAAAAAGGGAAACAUGUGGAGUCACAGUGCUUCACGGGUUACAUAAUGUCCAUAAUGACUGUAUUAGAAGGUCAGGUAUUUAACGAUGACAUUCGGGUAGCAAUGAACUGUUGCCUUUGCUUAUCAAUAAUUUUAGGGUGGGAAAAAGAACUAGAAAUGCAGGAAUCAAGAGUUGUGAGAAGUAGCUGGUAUAGACUAAUUGUGGAGGAAAUGGCUAUGUCUUUCGCAGUUCCAUGCUUAGCAUCAAAAUCAUUCAUCAAUUACCACAAACCUGCUGUUCAUCUUACUGUCGCAUUGCUAAAACUCGAGAAGAUUCCCGAGUGGAUCCGAACCGUGUUCGAUGACGUUUCCAUAUCUUGUAUAAUCGAAAACCUUAAAGUCAUGGAUGUUACCCCUGAGAUGGUGCUUUUAUUUCGAGCUCUACUAAACUCUGGAUUCUUGAAGGCAGAGCAUAUAGCCAGUCUUAAUCAUGUAUUCCAGGCAUGCAGAAAACGCAUGUACAACAACAGUAAAGAACAUACGACAGAUAAGAAUGAUCAGAAGAGUGUGACGUGGUCAGAUGAGGUGGGAGAAAUUUGUGAGUAUCUCAUUCACUUGAUGGUAUCUUCUUCAGACACAAAUUCUGGGAACAAAAGAUUGUUUCAAGAACUAGAAAUGUUUUUCCGCAGUUUAACAGAAGGAGGUAGUACAGCUCAACCAUAACGUAGUUAAAAAUAUUCUUUUAUUUUUAUUUUUUUUUUCGUUUUGAUUUUCUUGAUCUCUUGUCUGAGGUACUAAUAGCUAACAUAGAAUUAAGUGCUUGGCUUCAAAACUAUGCAAUAAAAUAGGUUACAUAUCAGAAGGAAA
Molecule: messenger RNA, 4104 nt
Organism: Gossypium arboreum
Lineage: Eukaryota; Viridiplantae; Streptophyta; Magnoliopsida; Malvales; Malvaceae
Product: protein PUTATIVE RECOMBINATION INITIATION DEFECT 1
Exons: 9
Coding region: 43-3960 (1305 amino acids)
Biological process (GO): meiotic DNA double-strand break formation
Source: RefSeq, a predicted model, not a curated record